AUCCGACAUCAAAUCGAAAGUAUACUGAAUGAGGAAAUCACACUGGCGAGACGUAUCGUCCUCUCCUGCACCUGCACACUUCUGAUUUCAUUUGAAAACUUAUUUACGUAUUUAUUUGUUGUUUCACUUGAAAAGUCUGCUCAGUCAUGUCAAAGACGUCGACCCUGAAGAUAAGCAGCGCGUCCGCGGUGAAGGUGGAAAACUUCCGCCAGUCCCUGUAUCACGAGGCAGAGAAUCUCUUCUCCAACUACAUCCCCCUGAAGAUUGUACAGCUGGACGCUCUGCUUAGGGAUGACGCCCUCAGUCUCACAGACAUGACCUCGCUCCAGGCCCCCCUGGACAUCCCCAUACCCGACCCUCCUUCCCCAGAGGAGGAGGAAAUGGAGACGGAUAAGAAUGAAGACGAUGAGAAGAAAAAGAAGAAAGCUCCAAAAUGCGGCUUCGUCAAGGGGAAUGAGAAGAUUAUGAUGCUUCUAGAGAGGGUGAAACCAGAGAUUGUUGCUUUUAGAGAGACCAUCAUCAAUGUCUCCUGCUGGAUUCAGCACCUCAUCCCAAAAAUAGAAGAUGGAAAUGACUUUGGUGUUGCCAUCCAGGAGAAAAUCUUGGAGAGAAUUGCUGCAGUGAAGACCAAAGUUGACGGUUUUCAGACCAACAUCAACAAGUACUUUUCAGAGAGGGGAGAUGCUGUUGCAAAAGCUUCCAAAGAGACUCAUGUGAUGGACUACCGCUCACUCGUCCACGACAAGGACGAGGCCAUCUACUCUGAGAUCAGAGUGAUCGUCUUCGACAUUCGCGGAUUCUACGCCGAGCUUUACGACAUCAUCAACAAGAAUCUCGAAAAGGUGACCAAUCCGAAAGGAGAGGAGAAACCAUCCAUGUACUGAAGCAGCAGGGAAGGGGAGGAGAUGUUUGGUACAGCGUCUACAAUAACACUUCACUUGGUGUAUUCAAUUAUCAGUCAACUCUCUCUGUUCAGUAAUACUGCAUGUGUGUCUGAAUCAGUUUUGCUUAUUCUUCUCAAUAAACAUAAAAAAAACCAACUGAAUCAAAGUUUUAUCGCUGCUGUUGUAUGAUGAAGUUUUGUUGCAAACACUUGCACUAAAUUUUAGUUGUACAACUAUGAGUUCAAAAAAAUUAAAGAAAACCUUGUUUUUUUCAAA
Siniperca chuatsi (mandarin fish) is the source of this 1160-nucleotide messenger RNA. It is a transcript of the gene psme2, whose product is annotated as proteasome activator subunit 2. The record is from RefSeq and is a predicted model, not a curated record. Gene Ontology annotation, cellular component: nucleoplasm; proteasome activator complex; cytoplasm. Gene Ontology annotation, molecular function: endopeptidase activator activity. The transcript is spliced from 11 exons. Gene Ontology annotation, biological process: regulation of G1/S transition of mitotic cell cycle; regulation of proteasomal protein catabolic process; positive regulation of endopeptidase activity. NCBI's taxonomy places the organism in Eukaryota, Metazoa, Chordata, Actinopteri, Centrarchiformes, Sinipercidae. The coding region runs from base 147 to 884 and encodes 245 amino acids.